AUCCGGUUAAAGAGGGUAGGUGUCGCUGAAGGUGAUAUAUGUAUGUAUCAGACGGCGCGACAGCAUCUCAGCUCAGUUUCAAUCCAGACCUCAUCCUUCGGACUUUACCUCCUUUCGUAACAAUCAUCGUUCAGUGUCUGGCAGACCUCCUUUCCUAUCACCAUGAAGAUCACUGCAACCCUCGUGAGCGUCUUGGCUACGGCUUUUGCUGCCCGAGUCCCGGAGCCGGAGCCGGUGGCUGAAGCUGGUCUCGUUGAGCGCCAGACUGGCCCUGGUGGCAUCAACUACGUCCAGAACUACAACGGAAAUCUCGGCCAGUUCACCUACAAUUUGGCUCAGGGCACUUAUUCCAUGUACUGGCAGAAUGGUGUUAGCAAUGACUUCGUUGUCGGGCUGGGAUGGUCCACCGGCGCUGCUCGCUCUAUCACUUACUCUGCCACAUACAAUGCUGCCUCAUCUGGCUCCUUCCUUUCUGUCUACGGCUGGAUCAACUCUCCUCAAGCCGAGUACUACAUCGUUGAGAACUACGGGAAUUACAACCCUUGCUCUGGUGCCACGAGCCUUGGGACGGUCUAUUCCGACGGAGCCACUUACAAUGUCUGCACUGACACCCGCACCAACCAGCCAUCCAUCACCGGAACCAGCACCUUCAAGCAGUACUGGUCUGUCCGCCAGUCCAAGCGCAGCUCCGGCACAGUAACCACGGGCAACCACUUCGCCUACUGGUGAGCAAAACGAGGAGUCCAGAUGUUCGAGGCAUUGCUGACCCAUCGAUUACAGGGCCAAGUACGGUUUCGGGAACUCGUACAAUGUAAGGAAACCAUCGAGUGCUCCUGAUUUAAGGCAGCGCUAAUCGUAUCCCCAAUUCCAAGUUAUGGCCGUGGAGGCUUUCAACGGCGCUGGUUCCGCUACUGUGUCCGUGUCUUAGACGUCUGGCAGAAGAUGGGUUAAAGGCGAAAAGUUGCGUGCUUGUGGAGCGGAUGAUGGGGACUUGAACCACAGCUUCCGCACCAGCACCGUUGGCAGUGCUGGCCAUAAGGGUUUGGGCCGGAAGACGAAAAGGGGCUCUCAGGACAUGUCGCUACUCUCUUACAGUCAUUCGCUUGGUUCAUAUAACCUUUCAUCUACAUUCACCAUCCCGGCCCCAUUGCCACUUAAAGUUUUGGUUUGGUGCUAGCCAUAUCG
Molecule: messenger RNA, 1185 nt
Organism: Baudoinia panamericana UAMH 10762
Lineage: Eukaryota; Fungi; Ascomycota; Dothideomycetes; Mycosphaerellales; Teratosphaeriaceae
Product: glycoside hydrolase family 11 protein
Exons: 2
Coding region: 163-729 (188 amino acids)
Biological process (GO): xylan catabolic process
Molecular function (GO): hydrolase activity, hydrolyzing O-glycosyl compounds
Source: RefSeq, a predicted model, not a curated record